Messenger RNA from Letharia columbiana, 2439 nucleotides. RefSeq lists its product as uncharacterized. Gene Ontology annotation, cellular component: nucleus; nuclear origin of replication recognition complex. NCBI's taxonomy places the organism in Eukaryota, Fungi, Ascomycota, Lecanoromycetes, Lecanorales, Parmeliaceae. The coding region runs from base 1 to 2439 and encodes 812 amino acids. The record is from RefSeq and is a predicted model, not a curated record. The transcript has a single exon. Gene Ontology annotation, molecular function: DNA replication origin binding; ATP hydrolysis activity. Gene Ontology annotation, biological process: DNA replication; DNA replication initiation.
AUGCCAAGCUUCGAUCCCUCUCCCCGAGCUGCCAAACGGCAGAAGACUACUUCAGACGACUCAAGUUUACUCUUUACCUCUCGAGUCUUACGGACAGUGAAGCAAGCUGUCUCCGGAAAAGCUUCGGGUCCCAAGAUCAACGAUGUCUUCAACGAGACAAAGUUGAUGGAGAGCGGUGAGGAUACCCCAGGGACAGCUGUCAAGAAUACCCGUGGACAGAAGUCGAAUGGCAAAGACGCACUACAACAAAAAUCUGGUGGGAAGAAAGCAGUAUCGGCCCCAGUGAUAGGUCAUAUGCUACUUGAGCAUGCGAAGGAUGAAAUAGAUGAGCUGGAUGGGGAGGUGGAGGGCACCCCGAGUAGGGGGGGCCGACGAAAGGUCAAUGAGAGAAGCCAGGAGCAAUCGAAGACCACGGAGCUUUCAGAGACAUCUACGAAGAAGAAGAGAAUGAAGUAUAAAGGCUGGGUAGAGAUCGAAGAACCGGAUGAGCUGCAGGGAGAAACUGGGCCCGGUGAUGCUAGGGACUCGGACAAUGCUUUGGGAGCCGACCAUCUCGAUUCCGGGAAACGCCUGUCUGAAGCUGUCCGGAAGGCCACCAGGGCUAUAAAGCGAGCCAAAGAGCUGGAGAUAGACAUGCGUGACCAACCAGGCACCGGGACUCCAAGUGGCAGGUUACAUCGGAAGUUAGGGCGGCUCUCUGAUGGGGACGACAACGCUGCGAAAGCAGCGUCUGUUACUACAACGAGCUUGCGCCGGAACCAGGGUCAGCGAAAGCAGCCCCUGAAAACGGCUACCGUCUUGGAGGAUAAUAAGGGUGAGGUGGAAGACCCAGGCUUUGGGAAGAUGCCUACGAGGAAGGCGUCUGUUGAUGACCUCGCUCAAGGGCAUCGAACGGAUGAGCUUGAUCAUACGCAACCACUAGAUACCCCCUCUAGAAAGUCAAGAAAGAAGCGCAAGGAUCCGGCGCCCGCGAUGGCAAAUGGAGAGUCGUCACUCUCAAGAAUAUCGCCAGUGUCGGCGUUAGAUGGCUCGACUAAGGACGAUGGGACCAAAGUCCUGAGUGACGAUGCGAAAGCACUCCAGAAAUUGCUACAAGAUGAACCUGAACUGCUCACCAUGCUCCAAACCCGGAUACUUGAGAGCCUGACAGGCAAGCGACGUCUGCCGUUAGUGAACUUGGAAAACGAAUACCGGAAGGUCCAUCAAUUGGUCGAGCAGACAGUCCUAGCCGGCGAAGGGAACUCAAUGCUUAUUACCGGAUCUCGGGGAAGUGGCAAGACGACUUUAGUCGAGACUGCCAUCUCAGAGGUCGCUUCUGAUCAUCGUGACGAAUUCCACGUGGUACGACUAAACGGUUUCAUUCAUACAGACGAUAAGCUCGCUCUUCGCGAAAUCUGGCGCCAGCUUGGCCGAGAAAUGGAGGUGGAAGACGAUGUCUUGGGUGGUAGAAGUAAUUACGCAGAUACACUGGCUUCGUUACUGGCAUUACUUUCUCAUCCUGCCCAACAAAUGGAAGAUGAUGAUGCUGCUACUGCCAGAUCUGUCGUCUUCAUCCUUGAUGAGUUUGAUCUCUUCGCCUCUCACCCACGCCAAACCCUUCUUUACAACCUUUUUGAUGUCGCCCAAUCACGCAACGCUCCAAUUGCCGUUCUGGGCUUGACAACAAAAGUCAACGUCGUUGAUAGUCUUGAGAAACGAGUAAAAAGUCGUUUCGGACAACGCUACGUCCACCUCUUACUCCCACGAAGCUUUACCGCCUUUCAAGAGAUCUGUAUCUCAGCCUUGUACUACCAGUCUUCCGCCCAGCAUCGACUCCUGGGCAGCAACGCGGCUCUCCAAAAUCUCUCCAUGGCCUGGAAUGCCUACCUCGUGCACCUCUUUGCUACCCCCCAGGUCGAUCAAUUUCUGCAGACACUCUAUACGUCCAGCAAGUCUGUCGCUGCCUUUCUCUCUGCCUCUCUCCUUCCAAUCGCCACCAUGUCAGCCGUCAACAUACCUACAGCUUCAUCCUUCAUCUUUCAUUCUCUCCAACCUCCUGACAGCAAACUCGUCCUCUUUUCCUCCCUCUCUACGCUUGAGCUCUCUCUUCUCAUUGCCGCAGCCCGUCUAGACAUCAUCCUCGACACCGAUGUGUGCACUUUCAGCAUGGUGUAUGAAGAAUAUGUCGCUCUAGCCAGCAAAUCAAAACUGCAAUCUAGCGCUGCAGGGCAGAUGGCUGUGGGUGGAGGAGCGAGAGUGUGGAGCAAGGAUGUUUCCAAAGGAGCAUGGGAGCAUUUGUCGAGUUUGGAGCUUGUGCUGCCUGCUGUGGGUGCAGGAAGGGGAGGAGGAAGGGGGGAGAUGUGGAGGGUUGAUGUUGGGUUGGAGGAAAUCGGUGUGGGGUUGGAGGGAGUCGAUGUGCCUGGGAAGGCAGGGCUAGGCAAGUGGUGUAAAGAGAUUUGA